This is a messenger RNA of Dromaius novaehollandiae (emu), 8146 nucleotides long. RefSeq names its product BRD4 interacting chromatin remodeling complex associated protein (gene BICRA). NCBI's taxonomy places the organism in Eukaryota, Metazoa, Chordata, Aves, Casuariiformes, Dromaiidae. Gene Ontology annotation, biological process: positive regulation of DNA-templated transcription. The transcript has 14 exons. Gene Ontology annotation, cellular component: SWI/SNF complex. The record is from RefSeq and is a predicted model, not a curated record. The coding region runs from base 417 to 5114 and encodes 1565 amino acids.
GGCCGGGCCCUGGCGGCCCCGCGCUGAGCCGAGCCUGCCCUGCCCGGCCCGGCCCGGCCCUGCCGCCGCGCUCGCCCGCCGGGCUGCGGGGCUGUUUUGAACGCGAGGGGUGGGGCGUCGCGCAUGCAAAUGCCGCCAAGGGGGUGGGAGCAAGCGGGGGGAGACGUUUUUUACAUGUAUGCAGAGGUGUGAGCGAACUGGGUUUUUUUUUUUCUCCCCCUUUUCCUUUUUUUUUUUUUUUUUGUUUAAAUCAAUGCGGCGGCGGCCGGGCGCCCCGUGCCGCGGGCGGCGGCGAUGCGAUCAGGCACUGCGCUGAACCUCUAUGUGUCCGCAGCCCGCUGGGGUCCUGCCUCCGGAGCCCGUGCGGGGAUGUCUCGGAGACCCCGCGCCGACUGCUGCUCAAACAUCACGUUGACAUGGAUGAUGAAGAUGGCCGGUGCUUGCUAGAUGUAAUUUGCGAUCCUCAGGCCUUGAAUGAUUUUUUACAUGGAUCUGAAAAGAUUGACAGUGAUGAUCUCCUGGACAACACAGGAGAUGCAGCCAGUGCCUUUUUUGAAGGUGCUGGGCUGCACGUGCAGGAGCCCUCCGGCAACCAUCUGAACGCCGAGCAGAGCCAGCCCGCGACAAGCGUGGACCUCGACUUCCUGGAGGAUGACAUCCUGGGGUCCCCGUCCGGCGGCGGGGCGGCCCUGCCGAGCUCGGAGCAGCCCUGCGACAUCCUCCAGCAGAGCCUGCAAGAGGCCAACAUCACGGAGCAGACGCUGGAGGCCGAGGCCGAGCUGGACCUGGGGUCCUUCCAGCUGCCCACGCUGCAGCCGGUGGUGCAGGCGGCGGCGGACGGGGCCCCGCAGAUCUUCUCCGGCGGGGCCGACCUCAUCGGGCUGCAGCAGCCGGCGGUGCUGACGCACCAAGCGCUGGUGCAGCCGUCGGUGGGGGCGGACGUGGUUAACAAGGCCAUCAGCGUGCAGCCCUUUCUGCAGCAGGUCGGCCUGGGCAACGUCACCAUCCAGCCCAUUUCCAACCUCCAGGGCUUGCCCAACGGGAGCCCCGGCGGGACGCUGGGCCUGGGGCCCAUCCAGGUGGUCGGGCAGCAGGUGAUGGCCAUCAACCAGUCGGCGCAGCAGAUCAUCGCCAAGCAAGUGCAGCCCUCCCAGGUGGCCGCCAUGCCCGUGGGCAGCUACAUCGCCCAGCCGGCGCCCGAGCAGCAGCAGGUCACCCUGGCCUCGACGGGGGUCUCGCCGCAGAACGCCGGCCUCGUCAUCCAGAAGAACCUGCCGGCCGUGGCCACCACGACGCUGAACGGCAACUCGAUGUUCGGGAGCGUCUCCGGCGCCCAGGGCUCCCAGCCCCUCACCGUCACCUCCAACCUGAGCAGCCCCUUGGUGCAGGCGCAGAACGUCAUCAUCCACCGGACGCCCACGCCCAUUCAGCCCAAGCCCGCGGGGGUCCUGCAGCAGAAGCUGUACCAGAUCACCCCCAAGCCCUUCGGCUCCAACAACGCCACCCUGACCAUCCAGAACGAAGCCGCGCUGCAGCAGCAGAAGGCCCAGCAGAACCUGACCUUCAUGGCCGGCAAGCCGGGGCAGAACGUCGUGCUCUCGGGCUUCCCCCAAGGGCUCCCCGCCAACGUCUUCAAGCAGCCCCCGCCGCAGCAGCCGGCCCUCAACAAGCCCAUGAGCGUGCAGCUGCUCAACCAGGGCAGCAGCAUCGUCAUCCCGGCGCAGCACGUGCCCCAGGCCGUGCUGCAGGGCCAGAACCAGUUCCUGCUGCCGGGGCAGCUCGCCGGCGCCUCCGCCGUCCAGAUCCCCCAGCAGCUCUCGGCCCUGCCGGCCGGCAUGGGGGGGCAGAUCCUCGCCGCCUCCCACCCCGGCGGGCAGGCCCACAUCAUAGCCAGCCAAGGCCCCGGCGGGCAGCUCAUAGCCAACCAAGCGCUGCCGGCGCAGAUCCUCACCAACCAGAACCUCGCCGGCCAGCUGAACCUGGGCCAGGUGCUGGCCUCGCAGAAUGCCCACGGCACCGCUCACAUCCUCUCCGCCCCCAUCCAGCUGCAGCCCGGCCAGGUGGGCCAGCCCGCGCUCUUCCAGAUGCCCGUCUCCCUCGCCGGCGGCCUGACCACGCAGAGCCAGCCCUCGCUGGCCGGCGGGGCCAUCAGCCAGCCGGGCCAGACGGUCAUCCAGGGCGUCACGCUGCCCAGCCAAGUGGCCAUGCUGAACGCGGCGGAGAGCCUCAGCCCGGCCGUCGGCAUCCCCGCGUCCGCCAGCAGCCAGAGCCCGGGGCUGCUCCCGCCGCCGCCGCCGCUGCCCGCCGGCGAGCCGUCCUCCAUCCUCGCCGUCCCGGCGGCCGCCCAGCCGCCCGCCCCGCUGCAGCUCAGCGUCCCGCCGCCGCCGCCGCCGCCCCCCGCCCAGCCGCCGCCGGCCCUGCCCGCCGCCUCGCAGCCCAGCCCCGGCCUGGCCCCCAGCCCCGAGAAGAUCAUCCUGGGCCAGGCGGCCGCCGGCGCCGUCCUCAACCAGGACUCCAUGCAGAUGUUUCUGCAGCAGUUGCCUGCAGGGCAGCAGAAGCUGCCUGGAGCCUCCCCGUCCCACUCGCUACCUCCUCCGCCCCUGGGCGAGAGUCCCCAGCUGCAGCCCGGGCACCUGGCGCAACUGCAGUCGCCGCCGCCGCCCCGGCCCCCCUCGCAGCCGCAGCCCCUCUCGCGGCCCCCGUCGCGGCCCCUCUCGCGGCCCCCCUCCGAGCCGCUCGCCCGCUCCUGCACCCCGCAAGCGCCCGUGCCCCCCGCCCUCUACGCCCCGCCGCACCCGCUGCGGCCCCCCUCGCAGCCCCCGGCCCCCUUCGCGCCGCCGGCCGAGGGCCCGGCGCCGGCACCGCCGGCCGAGCCGCCCCGCCUGCACGCCGAGCCGCCGCCGCACGCCGCCUCCCCGCACUUCCCGCUGCAGUUCCCGGCCCCCGGCAAGCCCGCGGCCCCCGCCGCCCCGCUGCACCUCGCCGCCGAGCCGCCGCCGCCGCCGCGCGCCUUCCAGAUGCUGCCCGGCCAAUUCCAGCCCCUCGCCGCCAUCGCCAGCCCCGCCGCGCCGCAGAAGCCCGUGCUCGACAGGUUCCCGCAGGUGCCGCAGGGGAUCAUCCUGCAGCCGAAGCAGCCGCCGGCGCCCGGGCAGGCAUCGCCGGCGCUGGGCCCCUUCGGCAGCCAGCAGCCCCCCGCCGUGCUGCUGGGCGGCCCGGGGCCGGCGGCGGGGGGCACGGCAGCCCCCAGCCCCGCCGCCCCCGCCGCCCCCACGGCCCCCGCAGGUGUCGCGGCCCCGGCCCCCGCGGAGGGCAAAGCCUUCGCCGGCGUCUCGGCACCGAUGGCCGCCGGGAAGGGGACGGCGGCGCCGGGGAAGCCGGGGGCAGCGCUCGCCAUCCAGCAGCCCGUGCAGCCGAAGCCCGGCGUGAUCAGCUCCGUCCCGGGCCUGAGCCUGGCGAAGGGCCCGCUGCAGAUCCAGGUGGUGGGGAAGGGGCUGCCGCAGCUCCUGCCCUCGGUGCCGGUGCAGCCCCCGCAGCUGUACGACGGCAAACUCGGAAGCCUGAAGAAAGGCCCUACACUACAGCCCAGCAAGGAGGCUUGCUUCCUGGAGCAGCUGCACAAGCAUCAGGGAGCGGUUUUGCACCCCGACUACAAGACGUCGUUCCGCUCCUUCGAGGACGCCUUGCAGCGGCUCCUGCCCUACCACGUCUACCAGGGGAUGCUGCCCUCCGCCCAGGACUACCGGAAGGUGGACGAGGAGUUCGAAGUGGUCUCCACGCAGCUGCUGAAGCGCACGCAGGCGAUGCUGAACAAGUACCGGCUGCUGCUGCUGGAGGAGUCGCGGAGAGUCAGUCCUUCCGCGGAGAUGGUGAUGAUCGACCGCAUGUUCAUACAGGAGGAGAAGACCAUGCUGGCGCUCGAUAAGCAGCUGGCGAAGGAGAAACCAGACGAGUACGUCUCCUCCUCGUCCCGCUCGCAGAGCCUCUCCUCCGCGGCGGCCCCGGCCUCGGCGCCGGCCUCGGAGGGCCCCAAGGUGCCCGCGGCGCAGGCGGCCGCCCAGCUCCACCCCACCAAGCUGGUGAUCAAGCACAGCGGCGGCUCCCCGUCGGUGACGUGGGCCAAGGCCUCCCCUUCGCUGGACGGCGACGAGGACGCCUUGCCUUCCAGGAGCAAGCCCCCCAUCAAGACGUACGAGGCCCGCAGCCGCAUCGGCCUCAAGCUGAAGAUCAAGCAGGAGGCCGGGCUCAGCAAGGUGGUGCACAACACCGCCCUGGACCCCGUGCACCAGCCGCCUCCGGCCAGCCGGCUCCCCAAAGCGCCCGAGCAGCGCGGUGCCGCCGCCGCCGCCGCCACCAUGAACGGCACGGUCGACCACGCGGCCCCGGCCCCCGCGGAGAAGAAGCCGGCGGCGACCUACUGCCGGCUGCCCCUCCGCAAGACCUACCGGGAGAACGUGGACGCUUUCGUCGCGGACAAGCCCGCCGACGCCGGCCCCAAGGGCGGCGCGCCCAGAGCGGACAAGGCCCCCGGCGCCCUCGCCGCCAAGCAGGACGACGGCUCCCGGAGCGGCAUCGCCGCCUCCCGCAAAGCCCGCGACGGCCCCGCGGCGGCGGAGAGGAGCCGGCCGGCCGAGAGCCCCAAGCCACCCUUCUUCGGCAGGAGCGACGCCCGCGCGCUCGCGGCGCAGGAUGGCCCCGCCGCGCCCAAGCCCGACGACCCUACCAGUGGCCUUAUGAAGGAGCUCGCGGAGGCGGAGGACGAGUUCUACCGCGGGAUGAUAAAACCGGAGCCGCCCGACCACGGCCCCGGCGCGGAACUCGCCUGGGAGGUGCCCUUGCCCCCGGCCAAGCGCCGCAAGUCCGAGUCCUUCGACGUGGACAACGCCAGCUUCUCCAGCGACAGCCCCCAGGACGACUCCCUCAACGAGCACCUGCAGAGCGCCAUCGACAGCAUCCUCAACCUGCAGCAACCUCAGGCCGGGGGCCAGAGCGGCCGGACGCCUUCCUCCUCCUACAACUCCUCCUCCUCCCCCUUCUCCUCGCCCGUGCACCGCGCGGACGCUUACCUUGCCCCCAGUCACAACGGCGGCCUUGGCGCGAGGACGUUGAACAGAUAACAGGGACCGAACGCAGCGGAAGCCGGAGGGCGAGCGCGGAGCGGGGCGGCAUGCGGUCGAGCGCCGCGGGGCGUCGCUGGGGCCCCCCCGGGACCCCUCGCACGGGCCUGGGACGGCAGGAGCGGGGCGGGCCGGCGGGGCCCCCGGGCGUCGCUGGCCGUGUAAGUUAGGUUCUGUAACAAACCGCCAACCCCAAUUACCCCGUCGGCCUGUUUUCUCCCCCCGCUGCCGCCCCAGCGGAGCAGGUCGCCGGCCGAAGCGGGGGGAGGCCAAAGAGGACUCGGCAGCAGCCGCCGCCCGGGCAAAACCUACCUUCGCUUUUAAGUUAUUGCAGAGGCCGCGGGGGCUUUCGGGCCGCAAGGGGCAAAAAAAAGCCGAGCGGAGGCCGGGGAGGCAGCGCAAACACUAAUCGCUGGCGGGGGUCAACGCCGCUUCGGUGCGAGGCCACGGCCCCCCGGGCAGCCGCUCGUCCCCCCUCGCCUUAGGUGUCCUCGCCCCGACGGCGGCGGCCGGGGGCGUUUGAUGGGUUUUUCCUUCUUCCCCACGUGCAGCGUCACCCACCGUCGGCCGCGCGUCCCCCCGGGGCCUCUCCGCGCCGGUUUCCCCCUCUUUUCUUUAUCUGGCUGCGUUUGAGGGCCGAGAGGAGACCGCGUGCGUAUGUGUGUGCAUACGUGUGUGCACGUGUGUGUGCAUACGUGUGCGCACGUGUGUGUGUGCAUAUGAAGAGGUGGCGCGUGCCUGUGCACAUAUACAUCCGCGUCGGAGGAGCAGCUCCUCCUCCUCCUCCUCCUCCUCCUCCUCCUCCUCCUCCCUCGGGCUCUUCCCGCCCUGCCGCUCCGCCGGGCUCCAGCGCUCCCAGAGCCGCCGACACUGGGAUUGGGGAAUCCAGCUUUUUCCAAAAUCGGAUUCGCAGUCGAGUCCUUUAUCCCCCGCCGGAGAACGCGGCUUCGCUCCGACGCUGCGGGAAUUCCCAUCUUUGGGAAGCGGCCGGUGCCUCCGGGUGCUCCCGGCUGAGCCCCGGGCGGGAUACUGGGAUAACCAGGAUGAGCAGGAGCGCAAGAUACAGGGAUAACUGGGAUGAGCAGGAGUGCGGGAUAACCGGGAGCGUGCGGAGCGUGGGAUACUGGGAUAACUGGGAGCGUGCAGAGAAUGGGAUACCAGGAUAACCAAGAUGAGCAGGAGUGCGGGAUACCAGGAUGAGUGGAGCACAGGAUACUGGGAUAACUGGGAUGAGCAGGAGUGCAGGAUACUGGGAUAACCAGGAGCGAGCAGAGCAUUAGAUACUGGGAUAACUGGGAUGAGCAGGAGUGUGGGAUACCAGGAUAACCGGGAGCGCAUGGGGCAGCAGGUCCCGGGAAGGGGCGAGCGAUGCCACCGCCUUUAGUAUUUAACCUCGACAGUAUUUAUUUUCCUUCUUGCACUGAUCCGCGUCCGCAUCCCGCCGGGGUUCGGCUCGUCCCGCACGGUGCUCCGGGCGCGGGAACCGGCACGGCUCGGCCUCGGCCUCGGCAGCGCGGGGCUUGGGCAGCGGGACGAGCACCAGUGUUACGAGUUGAAGCCAUUCCCCCGACAGCUUUUUCUGGGAAAGGGAGAGAUCCGUGUUUUUUCCUCCCGCGGAGCGGGAUGCAGAGGGCGGCAGCGCAGCCGGACCCGGCACCUCUCCCCGCAGCUCCCACGGCCGCAAACCCGGGGCUUUCCCCCCCCCUCCCUUCUCUCUUGCUGCUUCUCUAUUUUUGUUUUUUCCCCCCCAAGAAGAAACCACAAAUCCCGCUGCCGGAGCCGGGAAGCAGCCGGAAUCACGCCCGGGCGACCGGUGCGGAGGCGGCACCGCGACCGCGGGGAAUCCUCUCCCUGGGCCGCGCUCGCCCACUGCUCUCCGUUUCUCCCCAAAAAGAGGCCUUAAACGCCCAUUGCAAAUGCCCGUCGUGGCUUCGCCCCGGGGGGGCCACGAAUUCCCGGGGAUCCGGCUGGAAAAGCAGCGCGGAGGCACCGCGGUUCGCGCCGGGCUCCUCCGACGCGCCCAACCCCGACCCUCCGCGGCGGCUUCUUCCCAUUGCAAGAUGCACAAAGAGGAGAAGAAAACGCAAUUUGAUUUAAAAUAAUAGUAAUUAGGGGCACGGCUUGGCCCCCGCGGGAGGUGAGCCCAGGCUCGGGCCCUUCCCACGGGCACAGCGUUCCCGCGGCGCCGGAGCAGCUCCGUGCCGCCGGCUGCUCCUGCUUUUACCGUUUUCCUUAAAAAAAAAACCCAAGAAAGAGGUGCACCGACAGCAGCCCUGCUUUUCUGGUCGCUCGCACCGGCCUCCGCCUUUGCAGGGAUCCCAGCGGGAGGAGAGGGAGGGACGUGGCUUUUCCCGGGAGACGUUUUUCCCGGGAGACCCGGUUUUUCCCGCAGCCGCUCCAUCCGCGGCCCCGGCGGGGCGAUCGGCCAGGUAGCAAUAAGGGACGGCGAUUCCCAGGCUCGAAACAUUUGGCAUUUCCUUUUUUAUAUAUACGUCUAUAUAUAUAAAAAAAAAAAAAGGUGUAUUAAAUCGUUUGGCUUUUGUUUAGUGUCUGUUUUUUUGGAACCCCGAGGGAAGCGUGGAUUCGGGGUCGUCGCCCGUCGUUUCCCCCUUCUCCGCGGCGGGACGGCGCCGGCCCCGCGCGCUCCCCGCUCCUCCCGGUGCUUCCAGCGCCGCCGCUGCCGCCUUUAUCCCUUUUCCACCCGUUUUUUGUGGCUGCGGCUCGGCCCGGUCGCCCGCCGCGGUUUCUGCCCGACCCAGAGAAGGGAAAAAUGCAAAAAAAAUAACGGAACAGGUCUGUCCCCCCCCGCCCGCCCGCCGCCCCCGGAGGCGCCGGCGCCGCUUCCGAAGCCAAACGGUGCCGGCGAGGAGCCCGGCCCCGCCGCUCCCCGCGGCCGCCACCACCGUUCGAGACAAAAUAUAGUACUAUAAAAUAAUUUUGUACUGUAUUUAUUGUGUAUAACAAUUUUUUUAAAGAAUUAUGUACAUUUAGUACUUCUGUGUAAAUUAAAUUGCUCUUCUUUUUAAAAACUG